GUGUCUCUGUAUUUAUUUACGUUUUGCUUAUCGAUUCGCCCGCCGUGCCUUUGACCAUCAAUAAACCAAUCCCCGCACCCACGUAUCAUCCCCGCCCAGAAAUGGACAAAAUCUUUCAACGAGUGACCAAUGAAAUUAUCGUACAGCGUUUUUAUUUACGACAUACAUCCAAUUAGACGAUUCGAUUGUUGGUCACGAUUCAAACUCGAACUUUUAUUUCUCGAGUAUGAAAGACAUUUCGUUAUUGUUCUGGUGGAUAUGACAGCUAUCGCGAUCAUGCCAAUUUUAUUCAGCCUUUUUAGAACCAGUUUCAAGUUUUUGUUUACAUCGUCGAUACGGUGCAGUGUCUAUCGACGUUUCGACCUUGUAGCUGGCUUUCAAGGACGAGAGCAUGCAGACACGAAUCGACAUCCUUCAUUCGAAUUGUAUACAACGAAAUCUGAUACUAAUUCGAACUCGUGAACUUAGAGGUUAUGACUAAAUUGAAUGUAAUAUUUACGGCACGUGUUGUUGAAGAACGAACGGCCUUGAUUUAUACAACAUCCAAUUUCAUGAAAUUCUAUCGAUACAGAACGAGUCGCUAUUAUGUAUUAUAAUUUUUAUUCGAUGAAUAAUGAAUAAGAAAUCCUCCUUCCCCUCCUCCCAACUCCUUGUGUUUGUUCUUUCCAAACCAUAUGAUUUUUAUUUUCCUCGAAUGGAGCUUUGCUCUUCUUGUUUCACUUGCAAGUAUACGAGGUAAAUAUAACAAGGGUCCUGUGCGCAUUGCUCGAUUUUACUCAGCAAACACGGCGGAAUUUAUUCCAUGCGCAUCGACCAAUAUAAGUAUCCUGCUCCCAACCAAACAUUUUGUUUCAAUUUUACAAAAUUUCAACACUUCCUCUCAAGCGAAAAGCCGAGGAUCUAUAAUCAAGAACUCACAGAAACGAAUCUACGAAACAAUUGAAAGUUUCCAAUCCGAUCGAACCCAAACGAGGCUCACGACCACAAAAAAAAAAGCAAAGAUGGCCAAUAGUAGCCCAAGAAAGCUAAGUGUGUCGAUCGUCCAAGGAGACUCGUCGGCGACCAAUCUCAUAUCGACGUCGAAUCCGAUCUGUCGAACAAUAUAGCGCCGCCAGCCACGCCGCUGCAAGACUUCACGUACCACUGGAAGCAGCUGAUGAACUUUUACGUGAACCACCUGACGAACUGCAAGGUCCCGAUACAGACGACAGGCAUACCACGACACCUGGACAGGUUGUUGGAGAUCCUGUUGGAGGAGGAGAAGGAUGAAAAUGAGCCGGGUCCGUGUCUGGAGUAUCUCUUGCAGCACAAGCUGCUGGACCUGCUGGCGACGCUGGCCAGCGCAGAGACUCCCCCAGGGAUGAGGAUGGUCUGUCUGUCCUUCCUGAGGAAGUUGCUGGGUAGAUCCAAGUACCCUUUAUUGCACCACACGUCGAUAUACGGGCCAGUGCAAAGGUUGAUCUCCUUGUGCAAUGGCAAUCCCCCGUCCCCUAUGGAGGCAGAAGAAGUCCAGUUUCUCCUCACGUUGUGCUUCCUGGUGUGCAAGUAUCCCCACGUGACCAACAUGAUAAACGACGCGCCAGCGGUCCAGAAACAACACGCCGCUGCGAGGAGGAACUCUGAGCGAAUGGAGGUAGAGAGGGUCACCUACAUACCAGCCAGGAAAAGAAACAAUUUCAAUCCCCUGUUCGAGCCACUGGACACCCAGGCGGUCACGCUCAUAAAUCCUAAUCUGUUCGGCACCGAGAACGAUAGAAGACGGUCCGUAGGGUCGAACAGAUCCUCCAGCAAGGCUGAGACAGCUCGCGGAGCCUCUGGUCGAUCGAACGAGUCGGUGUCUUCCAGGGAAGCCGAGAACGGGUCCCAGUCCUCGAGUCCCACGACCCAGAAACCCGUACGCGAGGCAGUUCCAGGCGCCAGGGGGUCGACCGGGGAGUCACAGGACUACGAAGUCGCGCACAAGUGCGAGGACGUGGCUCUGAUGAACGAGAUCGACACCCAUCUGCAGAACCUCAGGGACCUGAGGGUGGACGUCGAGUUCGGCGGCGGUUACGAGGACUCCGGCUGCGUGGAGAACGAUCAGAACCUGCUGACUUCGAAGACACCGCAGAAAUCCAAAUGCCUUCUACUAGAUGCCUUGUUGAGUUACAUAAACACUGCGGACAAUACCGUGAGGAUAAGAGCGUGCGAGGGAAUAAUGGUGCUGGCGUCCCUGGAGGAUUCGUCGUUCGCCCAGACGGUCGCAAACAGCGACAUGACGACCUUGAUACCGAGUAGAUUAGAGAACCUGUUCAACGCCAUUCCAGCACACGUCGAUCCGAACGAGAUCGACGGCGUGGACGUCACGUGGGGCCUGGACUCCCCAGCGUGGACGAAGGAGAAAAAGUUCUCAGGUUGUAGGCAGGUCGCCGCGUUUUUCAUGUGGUUCGACUAUUGCAAUCAGCUGGCGAGGGAGGCGCAUCCAGAGGUCGCCGAGGCCCUGGCGAAGAGCAUCAGAGUGAACUUCUUCGAGAGCAUCGUGACGCCAGCUCUGGCCGAGCAUCACGUUGUUCUUAUCACGGCGCUGGUCACAAAGUGCUUGAAGGAGUUAACGUCCAGCGCCCUCUGUACAGAAAUGGGCUACUGGUUAGUGGGGCAAGACAGAGGCCCAGAGAUACCGAACGUGUGGACGUCGCCUGUGUUGCACAGGCUGAUAGACAACUGUUUCACGGACAGCGACGAUUUAACGUUGGAAACGUUGAAGCUGUUCGAGGAAAUGAUAGAGAAGAGGAACGAGCAUACGUUACACUGUUUAGUGUUGGUCUAUUUGUCGACUCGAGGCUAUUACGAUAACGCGGCCGCUGAUAGCGCGAUAGCCUCCUGGAGCGACGAGGAGGACGAACGAGAAAGGGAAAAGAAGGGCUUGCUGGACCUCUCGUACGAGCAGAGUCACAGCAGAACAUUGGCGCCCAGUAACAUUCAUAGAAUAGUGAACUGCUUCCUGUCCCUGAUUCCGCGCUAUCUGCAAACUGACACCGACGUGAACAACUACGAGCGGUACAUGGCCGACUUGGAGAGACAGUACUCCACUGUGCUAACAGACUGCUCGCUGAUGGCCUGGCCGUUGGAGGCAGUGACCAUCGACGAUUCAGCGAGUUCAGACUCGAGACCGGAGGCUGACCACUGCUCAGUCAGGUUCUACAUGGGUCCCUUUGUGACCAUGCUGUUCGAGAAGGUGGCCAACGUGCCGCGACAAAAGUACGAGAUCAAUCUCCAGCUAACAGUGGUGAUCUCGAGGCUGGCGCUCUUACCUCAUCCGUACCUGCACGAAUUUUUAUUGAAUCCGCUGCUACCGUUAGCACCCGGCACAAAAAACUUGUUUACUUGCCUGCAAAAAGUUGUCAAGCAGCUCGUGAACGAAGUACCAAAGACGCCGGAUCACAAGCAAAUGCUGAAGGAGACGCGAGAACGAUUGCUGGAGGACUGUUCCCACGAAGGAGAGAAGGAGAACAUUCUGUUCGAAAGCGUGAUCGUCACGGAGGAGUUUUGCAAAGAACUCGCCGCAAUAGCAUACGUUAAGUACCACCACUCUAUGUGAUAAUCGAUAUCAAAGAAAACGAUGUAAAUUUUAGGUUUAUCAACGUAUUAUGGCCGAGUAUUUUACUUAACGAUUUGAUCGUCAUUCUAGAUACGUUUAAAUAGAAGAUGGUUUUUUGUGAUGACUUUGUAAGAUACAUAAACGUAUUUAUAAGUAUAGUGGAUAAUAUAUUAAUGUUAUUAUUUGCAAUCAUUUGUUUGGACAAUCCAUCCUCUGUGACUCUAAUAAAGAAACCAAUGAA
Messenger RNA from Hylaeus volcanicus, 3818 nucleotides. RefSeq names its product FHF complex subunit HOOK interacting protein 2A-like. NCBI's taxonomy places the organism in Eukaryota, Metazoa, Arthropoda, Insecta, Hymenoptera, Colletidae. The record is from RefSeq and is a predicted model, not a curated record. The transcript has 6 exons. Bases 1157 to 3577 code for a protein of 806 amino acids.